AUGGGGCCCGGCAAGAAGAACCUCAAGGCGACGAAAAAGUUCGAAAAGAAGCACCUCAAGGGUGUCCUCGACAAGAGAAAGGCAAGCGCCAAGAUCAAGCAGCGCCACCAAAUCCAAGAGAAGAAAAAGGCGAGGCGCUCCAAGGAUGCCGAGUUUUACAAGGGGUCCAAGGAGGGCGAGGAUGGCGAGCGCAAAAAGCCCGUUGGCUCCAAGGCAAAAAAGGUCAAUGAGAUGAGCGUCGACGACUUCUUCCAGGGCGGUUUCGACGACAUCAUCGGCAGCGAGGGCGGAGAUGCGAAGGCCAGCAAGCCUCGCAAGCGCAAGCGUGGCGACCCCGCCGACCAAGACGCGGAUGCAAGCGACGACUCUGCCGUGUCGGUUACCGAGCAGCCGGUCGUCAGCGAUAGCGACGACGAUGACGACGACAACGAGCUGGGCAUGAGCAAGGAGACAAUGACUGGCCUCGCCGACAAGGACCCCGAGUUCUUCAAGUUCCUCCAAGAAAACGACCCCGAGGCCUUGGACUUUGACGAUAACGCGGACCUGGCCGAGGUCGACGAGCUCAGCGCCGGCGACGAAGAGUCGGAAGGCGAAGAGCCGCAGAAGAAGAAGCGGAAGAAGGGCAAGGCGGCCGGGCAAGAGGCUGAGCAGAGCAAUCAGCUGACCCGUCCCAUGGUGGCUUCGUGGCGGAAGGCAAUGGCAGAAAAGCAUUCGCUCCGGGCAGCCAGGCAAGUCGUCCUGGCGUUUCGCUGUGCGGCCCACCUCAACGAAAAUGACGGGGACGACGACAAACCGGCACGGUGGACGAUUGACAGCCCUGAAGUCUUCAACGACGUCGUGGUCCUGGCGCUCAAGGAGAUCCCCGUCAUCAUGAACCACCACCUGCCGGUCAAGGAGUCUGCGGCCGGAAAGGUCUAUGUGCAGAUGGAGACGAGAAAGUUCAAGACGCUGUCGUUGCUACUGAAAUCCUUCACCUCGUCCAUCUUGCACCUGCUCGGCACGCUGUCAGACGAAAAGACGCUCAAGCUGACGCUGUCGUCCAUCACGCCGAUCCUGCCCUACCUGCUCUCCUUCAGGAAGCUGAUUCGGGCUCUGGCAAAGGCCGUCGUCAACUUUUGGGCCCAGCCCGCCAGUGGUGAGACGACUCGCAUCACUGCCUUCCUGGUCCUGCGGAGACUCGUCGUCAUCGGCGACAAGGGCAUCCGCGAGGCGGUGCUGAAAACCGUAUACCAGGGCCUUGUCCAGGGCUGCCGCGUCACCAACCACAACACCAUCCAGGGCAUCAACCUGAUGAAGAACUCGGCUGCGGAGCUCUGGGGCAUCGACCAGGCCGUCGGCUACACCACGGCUUUCACCUUGAUCCGCCAGCUGGCGAUCCACCUGCGGAACAGCAUCGUGCACAACAAGAACGAGUCGUUCCGCAUGGUCUACAACUGGCAGUUCACCCACUCCCUCGACUUUUGGUCGUGCGUCUUGGCCGAGCACUGCAGCCCGCUCAAGGAGGCCGAGGCCGGCAAGGAGAGCCAGCUCAAGCUCCUCAUCUACCCGCUCGUCCAGGUGACGCUCGGCACCAUGCGCCUCAUCCCCACGUCGCUGUACUUUCCGCUCCAGUUCCACCUCGUGCGCGCCCUGCUCCGCACGUCGCGCGCCACCGGCACAUACAUACCGCUGGCGUCGCCCCUGCUCGAGGUGCUCGCGUCGGCCGAGAUGAAGAAGCCGCCCAAGGCCGGCACCCUCAAGGCCUUUGACUUUUCCGUCGCCUACAAGGCCCCCAAGGCGUACCUCCGCACGCGUGUCUACCAGGAUGGCGUCGGGGAGCAGGUCGUCGAGCUGCUCGGCGAGUACAUGCUGCUCUGGAGCACCUCGAUCGCCUUCCCCGAGCUGGCCCUGCCCGUCGUCAUCCAGCUCAAGCGCUGGCUCAAGCAGGCCCGGUCCCGGUCAAAGGGCAACAAGAACGCCAAGCUCGCCUCGCAGCUCGCCGUGCUGGUGCAGAAGCUCGAGGCCAACGCAAAGUUCGUCGAGGAGCGCCGCGCAAAGGUCGACUUUGCGCCCCGCGACCGCGCCCAGGUCGACGCCUUCUUGCGCGACUUUGACGUGGCCAAGACGCCGCUUGGGGCUUACGUCGUCGGCCAGCGCAAGGCUAGGGCCGAAAAGGCCAAGAUGCUUGAGGAGGCUAGGCUGGAGGAUGAGAGGAAGAGGAAGGAGGAGGAGAAGGCGGAGGUGGAGGGUGACGACGACGAGGACGGGAACGAGGAUGAGGACGAGGAUGAGGCGAGUGAACCUGAUGAGAUGGCAUCAGGCGAGGACGAGGAAUCAGACGAUGAAUCGUAG
Molecule: messenger RNA, 2331 nt
Organism: Hirsutella rhossiliensis
Lineage: Eukaryota; Fungi; Ascomycota; Sordariomycetes; Hypocreales; Ophiocordycipitaceae
Product: noc2p family domain-containing protein
Exons: 1
Coding region: 1-2331 (776 amino acids)
Biological process (GO): ribosomal large subunit biogenesis
Cellular component (GO): Noc1p-Noc2p complex; nucleolus; Noc2p-Noc3p complex
Source: RefSeq, a predicted model, not a curated record